Molecule: messenger RNA, 16772 nt
Organism: Coregonus sp. 'balchen'
Lineage: Eukaryota; Metazoa; Chordata; Actinopteri; Salmoniformes; Salmonidae
Source: the annotation of a GenBank genome assembly
AAGCAGUGAUCAGAGAAAAAUCGCUGCUACGACUGAGAAAAGAGACAGAAGAGAAAUCUAUUUCGACAUUCGAACACAAUCCCAGCAAGACGCCAGUAUACGUUUGGAUUUCUGUUCGUAGAAAUAUCACGGGCGUUAGCUGUUUGCCAAAAUUACGACCCUAGCUGUUAGAAAAACGUAUCGCACUUAUUGGAAGGCUAUAUCUCCAGCUAGCUAACUAGCCAUAGAGCUAGUUUAGCUAGCAAACGUAGCUAGCAUCUGAGUCGGCUUCAAACUGUUUCUAAACAACGUAAGUUAAUGGUUACCUUUUACCAACGUUUUUACAUGUAUAUUUAUCUGCAAUUUAUCCAGAGUCAUAUGUUGGCGUGUUUGUUUGCUUGGUUAACGUUACAUAUGCACUCGGCGUUUAACAAUUGAAUUGUCGAACACUAGCUAACGUUAGUUAUCAGAUUAGCCCAAAAGUCGGCGUUCAGGCUAACUAACUAAACUAAAGUGUUGGCAGCUAACUAGCUAAUGUUCGCUAACUAUGUUAGUUAACUAGUUACCAGUAAACCAAACACGACGGUCGUGUAAUUUGGCUAGAUAAUUGUCAGCCGUUCAUCGAAUAUUUGACGCCGGUCGUGUAAAUUGGCAUGAACAUAUGCAUUAGCUACAUCUGCCAACUCAGUUUUUGCCAAAUAGCUAGUUAACUACGCAAGUAUGCUAACUAAUUUAGCUACGUCCAGUAGAUUGGCAUUUUGGCAACUUUCAAUUAGCUAACUAAUGGUGGCCAGUUUCCUAGCAUGCUAACGGUAGCCAAUUUAGCUAGUUAAUUGGCUACUUAAUUGCUAGUCGUUAGUUUGCCUGUGCCGCUCAGGUAUGCAUGACAUGUUGCCAGGCCAGCUUCCUUUGGAAAAUGGGUUAAAUCGGAUUUUAUCACCAGGGCACGUCGAAGCGCUCGCGCUAAUCUCGUUCAUAUACCACGGUGCUUAAUGUGUUAGGAAAUGUAUAGUUUUUUCGACUGUAAUGUUAGUUGGCUAGUAAAAGAGGCUUGAUCUUGGCUUGUGGCAUUUUACUAUUUUGUCGAUAUUACUACACAAACUACAUUUAAAAGUAUGCCAAAAUUGUUUGAAUAUCAGUCUUGGCACAUACCUUAUCAGUAGUGUCUUCCUGACCAAUAUAGAAUUAACUUUUAGGUUUAUGAAUUGUAAUUACUUUUGGUAGGUAGUCCUGUGAGGGUUAUGUCAUAACAGUAUGUCGUUUUUCAGCAGGUCAACUACUAGAGUCUUAGAAGCUAUACAUUGGUUUAGCCCCCUAAAAGAGUCAUGGAAAAGGAUGCUUGUGUAGAGGGGCAGGAGAAUGGUGACACAGUGGUGGUGAAAGACCAGGUGGUCAAGGAAUCAACAGGACCAUCCCCUUACAGAUACACCAAGGUAAUUUGGAGACAUGGCUAGUAUAAGUCAAUAGAUGCGCAAGUUUGUGGAUUGCUUCCUGGAUUUAGGUUCCAUAAUUUGUUCUUCUUACAGGAGGAGCUUUUGGAGAUAAAAGAUUUCCCAAUCUCUUAUGAAAGGCCAGACUGUCUUUCUGAAAAAUAUGACAGGUGAGUGUUUUGCAUUGUCACACUUUACUACAAAGCUUAUAGUCCUAGCCAAUCAUGGUGGUUCUAUGCUAACUGUUGAGUUGGUCCCUCUGGUUUGGUCUGAUUUUCGGUCCACAGUGAUGGUGUUUGGGACCCCGAGAAGUGGCAUGCCUCGUUGUACCCCACCUCAGAGUGCAGCUCUCCUGUGGAUGGAUAUAAGAAGGACUUUGUGGAUGAUAGGGUCCCUCUAAAACGUAGAAUUGCAGGUAAAUAAAUAAUGUAGUAUAUUGUUUUCGUAGCUGAUAUUCAAAUGCCAGUGGCAUACAUUUCAAAUCGUCUAUUACAUAUUCAAUAAGUGUUGAGGGGUUUUGAACUCAAAUUCAUUCGGCUGCCCUUAGAAGCGCCACAUUGCUUACACUUACUCUGCUUUGUAAAAUGAAGCAUUAUAGUAAAUGUUGAAUGCCAACUAUGUUUGUGCCUUGUGAUGCUGUCGUCAGAUCCCCGCGAGCGACUAAAGGAGGAUGACCUGGAUGUGGUGCUCAGCCCCCAACGUCGUAGCUUUGGAGGGGGGUGCGUAGGCAAUGCUUUGCCUGCACCCACCCGCCGCCCCGUCAGCCCUCUGGAGAAUAAGGAGAACGAGAGUCUCCGGCUGGGUGGGCCGCGGCGCAUCGGCAGCGGCCGCAUCAUGGCGGCGCGAGGCUUUGAGAGGGAACCCCGCAUGGAGAAGGAACGGGACUUCAAGGAUAAGAGGUUCAGGGUUAGUAUGUCUGCUGCUUCCUGAUCUGCAUUCAGUUGAAACUAUGUAUCCCUUUAGGGCUAUUCUCUGUAUGUACCGACCCACAAAAUAGCUAUUUAUUGUGCCUCAAGGGGUAAUCAAUCUAAAUGACAAUCAGGAGCUGUGUACAAUCCAUUCUUUCCUUUAAAGCUGCAAUAUGUAACCUGACCAAAUUCACAGAAAUGUUUAGUUAUAGAUUUGUCAUUCUCAUUGAAAGCAAGUCUAAGACUCCCUUUUUUUUUUUUUUAAAGGUGGGGGGAAGAAAGCGGUAGAUCUUUUUCUGUGCACUUUCUGUUUCCUGUUCUGAAGUUUAUUUUCUGUGCAUUUUACUUUCGUUUUUGCACACCAGCUGAAAAUACAAUAUUUUUUUGUUUAUUGAUAUUUCACAGCGGUUUAGAUGGUGCAAUGGUUCUCAACACUAUACGUUUCUUGUUUUGUCACAAACGUAAAUUAGGCGAACAAUUUGGAAUUUAAGCAAAAAGGAAAUGGCAUAUUGCACCUUUUUUAAAUAAACUCAGCAAGAAAAGAAACGUCCUCUCACUGUCAACUGUUUAUUUUCAGCAAACUUAAAAUGUGUAACAGAGGUUAAAGUGAACAAGUUCCACAGACAUGUGACUAACAGAAAUGGAAUAAUGUGUCCCUGAACAAGGGGGGGGUCAAAAUCAAAAGUAACAGUCAGUAUCUGGUGUGCCACCAGCUGCAUUAAGUACUGCAGUGCAUCUCCUCCUCAUGGACCGUACCAGAUUUGCCAGUUCUUGCUGUGAUAUGUUACCCCACUCUUCCACCAAGGCACCUGCAAGUUCCCAGACAUUUCUGGGGGGAAUGGCCCUAGCCCUCAACCUCCGAUCCAACAGGUCCCAGACGUGCUCAAUGGGAUUGAGAUCCAGGCUCUGCGCUGGCCAUGGCAGAACACUGACAUUCCUGUCUUGCAGGAAAUCACGCACAGAACGAGCAGUAUGGCUGUUGGCAUUGUCAUGCUGGAGGGUCAUGUCAGGAUGAGCCUGCAGGAAGGGUACCACAUGAGGGAGGAGGGUGUCUUCCCUGUAACGCACAGCGUUGAUUGCCUGCAAUGACAACAAUCUCAGUCUGAUGAUGCUGUGACACACCGCCCCAGACCAUGACGGACCCUCCAGAUCGAUCCCGCUCCAGAGUACAGGCCUCUGUGUAACGCUCAUUCCUUCGAUAAACAAGAAUCCGACCAUCACCCCUGGUGAAACAAAACCACGACUCGUCAGUGAAGAGCAAUUUUUGCCAGUCCUGUUUGGUCCAGCGAUGGUGGGUUUGUGCCCAUAGGCAACGUUGUUGCCGGUGAUGUCUGGUGAGGACCUGCCUUACAACAGGCCUACAAGCCCUCAGCCUCUUGUGGACAGUCUGAGCACUGAUGAAGUGAUUGUGCGUUCCUGGUGUAACUCGGGCAGUUGUUGUUGCCAUCCUGUACCUGUCCCUCAGGUGUGAUGUACCGAUCCUGUGCAAGUGUUGUUACACGUGGUCUGCCACUGCGAGGACGAUCAGCUGUCCGUCCUGUCUCCCUGUAGCGCUGUCUUAGGCGUCUCACAGUACAGACAUUGCAAUUUAUUGCCCUGGCCACAUCUGCAGUCCUCAUGCCUCCUUGCAGCAUGCCUAAGGCACGUUCACGCAGAUGAACAGGGACCCUGGGAAUCUUUCUUUUGGUGUUUUUCAGAGUCAGUAGAAAGGCCUCUUUAGUGUCCUAAGUUUUUUCAUAACUGUGACCUUAAUUACCUACCGUCUGAAAGCUGUUAGUGUCUUAACGACUGUUCCACAGGUGCAUGCUCAUUAAUUGUUUAUGGUUCAUUGAACAAGCAUGGGAAACAGUGUUUAAACCCUUUACAAUGAAGAUCUGUGAAGUUAUUAGGAUUUUUACAAAUUAUCUUUGAAAGACAGGGUCCUGUAAAAGGGACGUUUCUAUAUCCCAUGGUAUUUAGCACCAUGUUAGAUUCAAUGUAUACCAGUGACUCAAUUAUUUUUUUUCUUCCCUGCAGCGAGACUUUGGGGACAAGCGUGUGUUCAGUGAGAGGAGAAGGAAUGACACAGAGGAGGAGCCGGAGUGGUUCUCAGGGGGCCCAACCAGCCAAUCAGAGACUAUAGAGCUCAUUGGCUUUGACGACAAGAUCCUGGAGGAGGACAAGCGCAGACCUAAACGGUCCAGGAAGAGGACUGACUCUGUGAGAGAAGGCAUGUUAUGCUGGGUUCUUCAUACUUUAUCAUGGGGGUUGAGAUGGUCCCCCAAAAGUGUCCCAUUGGCUUUGCAGUGUUAUGGAUGCAAUGCAGAGUACUGCGAUGUUCUCUUCUCUUGGGGCCGGUUCAGGCUUGAUAUAACAUGGACUUGUCUAUAAAACUUGGACUUAAGUAAAAAAAAAAAAAAAAACAUUUGACUGAAGUCUGUUAAAGACAUGCGCCGGUACUUUGACUAGUGUUUUUUUUUUUUUUUUUACCUCACACUUUGGGCUGGAUGUGUGAAUGUGUAGGUCAUUCAUAAUUUAUUAGCUGAAUUACGGUCUUACCUCAAUUAGCCACGAAAUCCAUAGUUUUAAAGCGACUUUACUGGAAGCUGUGCAGCGCCAUUUUCACUCGUGGGUGCUACUUUCAGAACUACUGGCUAAAAAGCAUACAAAAGAACUUAGAUAUUCUCCGGUACAUUUAUCUCAAGUCUGAAUAGGCCCCUUUAUGAAUAGUGGUGUAUUUAUUUUCUAAUUAUGACCACAAUGAAGUGAAGGUCAAUGUUUGUGGGUAAUGAGCAUAGUGUUCUUUUAUAAUGUACAGGUAUGUCCUAAAUGUGAUUGAUUUGUUUUAAUGUUUAUUUUAUUUUUCUCCAGACACCAAAUGUUCAGUGGAGUAUUUGCUGUGUGUAACUACUGUAUGCCAUUGGAUUGUUUACGGAAACAAGCUACCCUGAAUGUCUAUUUGCACUCUGUUUAUUGCAGUGGAAUGUAAUGGUGGGCUUGUGGAGGAGCCAGAGCAGGUGGAAAAAGAGUCUCACUCUACAGCAGACCAGGAGGUCCCACACCCAGCGGUCCUCCCAGAGCAGACUUCUGGAGACUUUGACUUCAAUGAGUUCUUCAAUCUGGAGAAGACCAUGCCAGGACUGGCCUCUGUAAGUCCUGGGGAGCACUGCAUGUUUAAGGUGUGUUUGGGUGCUAUAAGUUGUGCACUAUAGGCUAAUGUCCACAAUAAUGUGUUGCUAGUCGACUCUAAAUGCUCCACACAUUGGGUUGUAGUUGGCUAGACAUGGUCCUAGUUUUAAAUUUAAAGUGUAGGUUAAAGGGAUAGUUAACCCAAAUUACACUUGUUUCCUUACCCUGUAAGCAGUCUAUGGACCAGGUAUGACUGCAAUCAUGCUUUAGUUUCCAUGUUUUAGCAUUUGUUGCACAAAUCCCAUCAAGUCAUGGGACCUACAUUAGCAUUCUUUGUGCGUAAUGUCCAAAUCAUCUGACCGUAUCUAAAAUUGAUUGUGAAGCGCAACAAAGUAUAUUUUUUUUGAACGUCAUGCACAAAAAUGCUACUAUUUAUCCCAUGACCUGAAUGGGAUUUGUGCCACAAAUGCUAAAACGGUGCCAGGGAAACCAAAUCUAAGCAUGGACUGCUGUCAUACCGUGUCCACAAAAUGCUUACAGGGUGAGGAAACAAUGUAAUUUGUGUGAACUAUCCCUAUAACCUACACUAGAGGAUAGUUGUUCCAAGGUUUUAUCACUUGGUACUGUCUUUCUCCUGUUUGGGUGGUGGUGGUGGUAGCGGCGGUAUUGUCACCCUUGCCAGGACAUUGUUCUUUCUAAGGUUUUCUUGCUGUAUUGUCAUUUUCCAGUUAAAGGUUGUCGUAAGGGAACAGGUUUCACCUCCAGUAGGGUGGUUUUGUUAGGUUUCAGUCAAUGCAAAUUUAUGCCCAUCCGUUCCAGUUUAUUCAGCACUUAUUAAGAUCCCUUGCAAAUGAUUAGCGAAGGAAUCUAUAAAAAUAAGGAAAUCAGCUAUGGGAUAGGGAAAUAAAGUACAGAUUCAAUGAAUGAAUGGUACAAUACCGUCAAAAAGCACGGACAAAAUGCAUCCCAAAAAAAGCCCAAAGGUGUGCAGAUGGACAGCGCCGUAAACGUAAGUGCCACCUUUGCUCACACCUACCCUUUAGCAGUCUGCCACUCUGGGCCAGCAGCUUGCCUCUGACUGGCCUCUGGCUCUGUGUUGCAGAUGAUAGAGGAUGUUCUGGGGGAGGGCCCUGUUUCGGCCAGCCGUUUCAGCCGGUGGUUCUCCAGUAACCUGAGUCCGUCAGGCAGCCGCUCCUCCAGCCUGCGCUCCACCCCCCACGAGGAGCUGGAGAGACUGGCUGGUAAGAGGGCUGCUUCGGAAAUAAGUGUUUUGAUUAAUACUAAUGUGUUGCCCUCAAGGAUCAAACAGUCCCUCCAGGACUUUGCAGGGAUGUUUUGUGAUAUCUGCAGGCAAAAAUGCUUGAUUUUAUUGCAGCAAUUCUACUGUUUUGCAUGGCAAUACAGUGAGGGGAAAAAAGUAUCUGAUCCCCUGCUGAUUUUGUACGUUUGCCCACUGACAAAGACAUGAUCAGUCUAUAAUUUUAAUGAUAGGUUUAUUUGAACAGUGAGACAGAAUAACAACAAAAAUCCAGAAAAACGCAUGUCAAAAAUGUUAUAAAUUGAUUUACAUUUUAAUGAGGGAAAUAAGUAUUUGACCCCUCUGCAAAACAUGACUUAGUACCUUGUGGCAAAACCCUUGUUGGCAAUCACAGAGGUCAGACAUUUCUUGUAGUUGGCCACCAGGUUUGCACACAUCUCAGGAGGGAUUUUGUCCCACUCCUCUUUGCAGAUCUUCUCCAAGUCAUUAAGGUUUCGAGGCUGACGUUUGGCAACUCGAACCUUCAGCUCUCUCCACAUAUUUUCUAUGGGAUUAAGGUCUGGAGACUGGCUAGGCCACUCCAGGACCUUAAUGUGUGUCUUCUUGAGCCACUCCUUUGUUGCCUUGGCCGUGUGUUUUGGGUCAUUGUCAUGCUGGAACACCCAUCCACGACCCAUUUUCAAUGCCCUGGCUGAGGGAAGGAGGUUCUCACCCAAGAUUUGAUGGUACAUGGCCCCGUCCAUCGUCCCUUUGAUGUGGUGAAGUUGUCCUGUUCCCUUAGCAGAAAAACACCCCCAAAGCAUAAUGUUUCCACCUCCAUGGUUGACGGUGGGGAUGGUGUUCUUGGGGUCAUAGGCAGCAUUCCUCCUCCUCCAAACACGGCGAGUUGAUGCCAAAGAGCUCCAUUUUGGUCUCAUCUGACCACAACACUUUCACUCAUUUCUCCUCUGAAUCAUUCAGAUGUUAAUUGGCAAACUUCAGACGGCCCUGUAUAUGUGCUUUCUUGAGCAGGGGGACCUUGUAGCCCAUUCCAGCCUUGUGUAGGUCUACAAUCUUGUCCCUGACAUCCUUGGCGAGCUCUUUGGUCUUGGCCAUGGUGGAGAGUUUGGAAUCUGAUUGAUUGCUUCUGUGGACAGGUCUUUUUAUUCAGGUAACAAACUGAGAUUAGGAGCACUCCCUUUAAGAGUGUGCUCCUAAUCUCAGCUUGUUACCUGUAUAAAAGACACCUGGGAGCCAGAAAUCUUUCUGAUUGAGAGGGGAUCAAAUACUUAUUUCCCUCAUUUUAAAAUGCUAAUCAAUUUAUAACAUUUUUGACAUGCGUUUUUCUGGAUUUUGUUGUUAUUCUGUCUCUCACUGUUCAAAUAAACCUACCAUUAAAAUUAUAGACUGAUCAUUUCUUUGUCAGUGGGCAAAUGUAAAAUAUCAGCAGGGGAUCAAAUAAUGUGUUUUUGUCCAAUUUGUCUGGAAAAUGCACUGACGAGGGAAGAGUUUGCCGUGUGGCUUGAUUUAACCAUAUUAUGCGGUAAAUGUGCAGUGAUUGGUUGACAUUGAAUGCCCUCUUUGGUACUGCCAUGAUGGGUCUGUUUUUUAAAUGAGAAUACUGUGACAAUUUGACUUUUAUGCAGAAAAAGUGCAGUGAUUGGCGUAAUUGUUGAUUUUACAAGAAAUUGCACUCACGGAAUCCUGACGGGACUGCUGAAAUACACGUUAUCGUAUGUUUAAAAAAAAAAAAGUGUAUCCCAACAUGGAUUUCAAGUAAGGGACAUGCAUAUUGGUACAGAGAUUGCUGCGCAACAUCUGGAACUCAUCCGCACAAACACAAACCCUCUAUGGCCUCCUUUUAGUUAAGAUGCCUUCUGUUCAAAAGUAUUAGAAAAACAUGGCCACCCUGAAAUAAACAAAUUUUUCGUAAUUAUAAACGUAAAGCCACAAAACGUUUGUUUUGAUAUGACUGUUCAUAACUUUUUUUUAUAGCCACAAUUUCUGAAAUUACAUACAAAGCCCUCUAAGGACUACAUGAUGCCUUCUGUUUUGAUGACUGAGCACCUUUAUCUAAUGAGGAUUUCGGAAACUGUUACUUACCCUCUUUCAGGGCAGGACCCCCGCUGCACGUCCCCUAGCCAGAUGGGCCCUGUCCCCUACUUCACCCCCAUCCAGUCAGUGGAGCACCGGGACAAGGUGGACAUUCUGGAGCUGUUACACAAGGCCAAGAUAGACUUGAAGCCUCUCCUCUCCAACCUCAAUGUCAAUAAGCAACGACUACAGCAGAGCAGUGAGUAGCAAUUGUUCAUGUGACCAGUAUUUCAUUUCCAUUGGGGUCGUUUCAAUGGAGCACGCAAACGAAAACCUUUUAAUGGAAAACAGUAAUUAUUGUUUCUUAUUAAACAGGUCCAGGUAGUUCCACCAUGUUUCAGUCUGCUUUCUUCUGUUUGGUGCCUAAUGAACAAAGCCCAUGUCAUAUGGUGAAUUUGCAGUAAGACGUGUACAAUGUUUCCAGCACCUGUAAAGCCCUCGUCUUGUCCCCUAGCUAACUCUGGUGUAGUGCUCUCUCUGGAGGAGGUGGAGGGAGGCCUGAAGGGGCUAAAGGUGGGCUCUGAGCAGAACCACCAGCACCAGGCUCAUCGGAAACCCCAUCAGCACCAGAAUCUGCAUCAGGGAGGAAUCAUCAGAGGCAGCACCAGCAGUGGCACGCCCUUCAUGGCUGAGCACUUGGAGCAGUCUCUAACAGGCGGUGUAGGCCCCAGUGCAGGGCCCCCUAGGUCACAGGCCAGAGACCCUGACAUGUCAGCCUUCAACAAGCUGGUCAGCAGCAUGAAGGCAAGUGGAACUCUGCCCACCCACCCCAAAGCCAACCAAGUGAACAGCAACGUAAGUGUGUGGCUCACGGAUGUUUAAAAAGCACCGACUGUCCUGUCGGCAUGCUGCCUCUCAGGUAACGCUGGAUGUGUAAACCCUAACGGCUUUGAGCUGCAUGCUGCUUCAGGUAAACGGACCCGUGUGUGUGCUGCUGUAAGUUUGGCCUUUACAUCACAUGUAAGCGCUACAUGUAGGUUCUCAAAACCAAAUUAUGCAUGCACGCUAACAUCCUAACCAUAACUGAACUCCUAGACCAAUAGUUGUCAGGUCUGGAAAAUGAUGGGCAUAAAUUUGUAUAGUUAAGUUUGAGUUCCUCCUUCCAAAGGUUGUUCUGGAUUCACAUGAACCCCUAUGAACUAACACGUCAAUCAAAUGAUUGCAUAGAGAAGAUUUACAUUAAACCUUAACGUUAUCCUUUAUAUCAAAUUAGACUGGGUUACCCUUAUGGCCUGUGACAUUCGUGGGGUUUUGUGCCCUGGUGAAUUUGUUAGGGUCUGUCACUUUGGUUUCUGGGCAUGGAGUUAUAUCUACAUUCAGCCAUGCUCUUCUCCAUCCCAAUGGGCUUUUCAUCUCUGACCAUCAAUUGUUACAUUUUGGUUGUUCAUCUGUCAUGACCAAUAUGCUACAACGUUAGAAUUGAGUCACGUCAAAAAUAGGUUUUUAAUGUCUUAUAUAAUAAUCUCAUUUUCUAUUGGAUGACAUCUAAGUAACUUGUAUUUAAGACUUUUGACAACGUUGUACCAAUGCGAUAUCAAACAAUGUUAAUUGGUCUGAUGCAUAACAUUUAUGCAACUGAAAAUGCCCAGAGGGAUCGGUUUUGAAAGCGUGUCCACAACCAAGACUGCUGUCUGAUUGCACCUUCUUCCACCCCUGUUACAGCUCAAUCGGCCCACAGACCCUGCUAUAGUGCCCCUGCCUGAAGCCACAGUGCCUGCCCCACUGCAGAAGAACAUAUUCCAGGUGUGUGGUUUGGGGCUAGCCCGUGUUGUCAGGGUGUGUGGAACUCUUAAGUAUUUAUUGAAGCUGUUGAGUUUGAUAGGCUGUAGCGUUAAAGAAUGGCAUUCUGGUUGUGGUGCUUGUUAAGGAAUAGGGGGCUGUUGUUGAAUAGUGCUGGCGUUAUGUUGUGUGGCUCAGUUGGUGUGUGUAAUUGUUACAGGAGCUUCUGGGUGCCCAGGGCCCUCCCCGUAGCGGCUCCCCUACCCUCCACAGCGUUCUAGGCAGCACUGACAUCCCUCCACCCCCUGGGCCUGGUCUUCAACACAGCCUGCUGCAGCACAGGGGGCCCUCGCCUCCACUCUUCCUACAGAGGGCUCCUUUGCCUGACUACUUCCAUGGACGCAUGCGGCCACCCGCUGGUAAACAUUACAUCAAUGUGGUGCUCAUUUAGGGCACACUGUAGCUAUGGAAACAAAACAGGGCUCUACAGUGCGACCAUUUUCGAAUUUGUGCUUAAAAAUAAAUGUGCGAACUGAAAGUCAAGUAUGAGCAUGUGGAGGUUGUGAUUUAUAGCAAAGAAAUUACUGCCUUAGCUAUUUUCAAACUAUUUCUGCUGCUUUAUUUCAUAGCGCGUAGCUAAUCACACAGAACUAUACUGAACGAAAAUAUAAACUCAACAUGCAACAAUUACUAAGAUUUUACUGAGUUACAGUUCAUAUAAGAAAAUCAGUCUGAAAUAAAUUCAUUAGGCCCUAAUAUAUGGAUUUCACAUGACUGGGCAGGGGUGCAGCCACUGAAGAAUGACAUUUUCCCCACAAGGGCUUUAUUAGACAGAAAUACACUCCCCCCCCCCGAUGAUCCCGCAGGUGAAAAAGCCGGAUGUGGAGGUCCUGUGCUGGCGUAGUUACACGUGUUUGAGAGGCCAUUUGGACAUACUGCCAAAUUCUCUAAAACGACGUUGUAGGCAGUUUAUGGUAGAUUAAAUUAUCUGGCAACUGCUCUGGUGGACAUUCCUGCAGUCAGCAUGCCAAUUGCAUGCUCCCUGAAAACUUCAGACUUCUGUGACAAAACUGCACAUUUUUUAAAGUGGACUUUUUAUUUUCUCCAGCACAAGGUGCACCUGCGUAAUGAUCUUACUGUUUAAUCAGUUUCUUUAUGCCAUACCUGUCAGGUGGAUGGAUUAUUUUUGCAAAGGGGAAAUCCUCACUAAUAGUGAUUUCAGCUCAUGAAACAUGGGACCAACACUUUACAUACACUGACAAAAACAUAAAAUGUAGAGUUCCAUAUCCCACCUUGUGCAGCAAUGUGCACUUCUGAAAGAUUCAUUUUAAGAAGCGCACAGGCAUUAAGUUUGAAUUUACCUGAAAGUCUAUUAGUGUGACUUUAGUGUUUCUUGGCUGUUUACAUCGUUUUGUUCACACGCUAGAUUGUUUUUCAAUGUUUGACCUUGCUCAACUGCUAGGAAAGAGAAGUCACAGAAUCUAAUCUCCAGUGUUACCAACUAUUUUUCAGCGAGAAUAUUUUACCAUUAAGUCACUGGAGGGGUCUGAAAACUCACCAAAUAUAGCGACAGUCGCUAAGUUGGCAACACUGCUCAUCUCAGACAUGAGUCCCACAGUUACCACAGUAACGGCCUGCCCCUUAAAGGGACAGCUGAAUAUUUGUCUCACCUAAGUGACUCUAUUUGAGGGUACAUUGUACUUGAUUGUGCAUGGAAAACUCUAAAAAUGUUUUAUACAUGAACUUUUAGGAAUGUAUUAUCAUAAACAAUCUUCCUCAAAUACUUUCGUUGUGCUCUUAACUGUCUUUGUACUCCUAUAUUUUUCAAGUGACUGAUUUGUCUGAUUGGUCUUGUGUUUCAGGGUACCCUGUUGGUCCACAGCCCAUGAUGGGAGAGCAGUUCCCAGAUAUGCAUAGAUCCCUCAGCCCUGGACAUGGACCCACCCUACACCAGCAACAACAGGUUAGAGAUACUGUUUAUCAAAUUGCCCAAUAUUGGGACCGUAAAGCACAUCAAAUCUAGAAUUUGUGAUGGUGCAACACCCUUUGUUAGAUCUUGCGAUGUCUUGGUAACCAAACAAUUAUGGCAUGCAAACUGGAACCUGGGAUGGGGUGUCACUCAUUCCAUGGAGGGUCUGUCUGCAGGUUUUUGGUUUUUCCUUUCAAUUAAGACCUAGACAACCAGGUGAGGGGAGGUCUUUACUAAUUAGACCUUUAAUUCAUCAAUCAAGUACAACGGAGGAGCGAAAACCCGCAGACACUCGGCCCUCUGUGGAAUGAGUUUGUCACGUGGUGUAAGUGAGCUGGUGGUAGAUGACACUGCUUUCUUUGCCUCCAGAUGAGGGCGCUGUCCAUGGCUGUGGACCAGGCUGAACUUGAGGCUCUUAUCCAGCAGGACCUUGCUCUCCAUGCCCACAACGCCUUCCAGACCGGUUACAACAAACGUCCUCCGAACAAGGCCUACCAACACAACAGGUGGCUUUCACUUUUUGUCGCUUUGAAGUAGGGUUACAAUUAUACAAUUACAUUUUAGUCAUUUAGCAGAUGCUCUUAUCCAAAGCAACUUACAGUUAGUGAGUGCAUGCAUAUUUUUUUUUCAUACUGGUCCCCCGUGGGAAUCGAACCCACAACCCUGGCGUUGCAAGCGCCAUGCUCUACAAACUAGCUACACGGGACCCUUGGGGGUGCCCAAUAUAUUUCACAAUUAUGAGGGUGACAUUGUUUUGUGUCUCCUGAGUGACGCAGUGGUCUAAGGCACUGCAUCACAGUGCUAACUGUGCCACUAGAGAUCCUGGUUCGAAUCCAGGCUCUGUCACAGCCGGCCGCGACCGGGAGACUCAUGGGCGGCGCACAGUUGGCCCAGCGUUGUCCAGGGUAGGGGAGGGAAUGGCCGGCAGGGAUGUAGCUCAGUUGAUAGAGCAUGGCGUUUGCAACGCCAGGGUUGUGGGUUCGAUUCCCACGGGGGGCCAGUAUUUAAAAAAAUAUGUAUUCACUAACUGUAAGUCGCUCUGGAUAAGAGCGUCUGCUAAAUGACAAAAAUGUAAAAUGUUUUAUGGGGGGCACCUGAUUUGUUAUAGGGGUUCCCAUCCCUCCUGUAAUUCCAACGUUUUUAAGUAUACAUUUUUUAAAAAGUUUUUUUAUAUUUUUAAGUUUGGCAACCCAAAGCAUGAAAAUGUAUGCAUUUAUUUAUUGCUGGAUGUACAUUGACGUGUGUGUGUGUGUGUGUGUGUGUUAUCUGGCAACCCAGGAUGAACGGAUCCCUUGGUCCAGGCACUUAUCCUGCAGGCAGACACUCCCCUGGCAACACAGUCACCAGCAUGGUACGUCGAAAGGUUGUCUAUGUCGUAUUCAUUAGGCACCAAACGGAAGAAAACAGACUAAAACAGGGAGGGACUACCUGAACUUGUCCAAUAAGAGACACUCAUUACAUCUUCUGGUGAAAAACAUUGUGCGACCCUGUUCAAUCCCUCCACUAAUUCAAACCCAUAGUGGUUUCAGGAAAUAAGUGCUUAUUUAUUGAACUGUCUGUUCAACUCUAUUCCCUCUAUGCACAGGACAUAAAAACAUGAUUUAUUGUGACCAUAACUCUUCCUUUAAAGUGGAUGUUUCCCAACUGCUCAGAAUUUAUCAACUGUCUGGUUUAAGUUGCAUGUUAACUUUUUUUUUUAUGCCCUCCUAAGUAACGUAACUACUGAUGCUUGUGUGUUGUACAGCUGUCACCAUCUUUCGUGCCCACGUCUGUGAUCCGUAAGAUGUACGAGACGAAAGAGAAGAGUCGAGAUGAGCCAGGUAGUCGUCCAGACAGCAAGGAGGGCCACUCUCAAGAGGGUACGUUCACCAACUGCUGUGGGUUUUUUUUUUGUUGUCAAUUGAGGUUGUCAGUAAUGACAUUGUUUGGGAAAUGCAUUGAAGGCAACCUCAGGUAAAACCAGGGUUCAGACUGGUGUAUUGGGGCUCUUAUAUUUUGGGGUGUUAUUGAUUGAUUGACAAAGGCACAUUUUAAAUAACGAUAAGUAACACAUGGUAUUGAACUAGUUCUCUAGUCAGGUGGAAGAAUUCCCUCGUCUCAAUGUCUCUGAUCCUUACUUGUGUAAUGUUGGUGCUGUCUUGUCUAAUGGAGCAUUUGUGCACCUGUCUUAUAGACAGGAGCUCUCCCAGCUCUUUCCUGGAUGGGAUGGGUAAUAGUGGUUCUCAGUCGGGAGGGGUGAAAGCCUCCCAGGUUCGCCAGCACGCCAAGGACCACGAGGACCGCCCCAGGCCAGGCUCCGCCGGGCACCACACCCCCACCCUGGUGUCCCCUGGGUCGGCCUCUCCCUUCCCCUGCCCCAUCUACCCGAUACCACUGCUAUCCCACGGACAUGUGCCCAUGGUGCGCCCCCCUCCGCUCCACCCCAGCCUUGUGCAGAGGAUGCUGGUGCAGGGCAUCCAGCCACAGCAGCGAGGCCCUGCUCUGAUGCAGGCAGGUUAGUACUGGUCUACCUGUUUACAGUACCUAGCUAUUCUAAGCCAUCACUAUAGGCCACUGCAAAGGGUUUUAUAAGUGCCAAGAUGAGUUGACACAUGCCUAUAGUAUUACCAGGUGCAUGUAGAAAAACUAUAGUUGGAGUUUGUUUACAGGAUGAGUUGACCUGCAAUAUAUGGUUGAGGUGUGGGAACUGUUGAGGAGCUCACUGAAAUCUCCUUUUCCAUCCUAGGCAUAUUUCCACAGCAUGUUGACCUCGCUCAGCGUCAGAGUUUACCGCCUUCCCUGCUAGGACAACCCCUCUACCCCCUAGGGGCGACAGGACACCCCCUCUUACCUCCCCGAGCCAGCAAUCAUAUGCAGCUAGCGCUAAUGCAACAGCAACAACCGAGACCAAGUGAGUGACAUUUUCUGUUCAGUCUGUCAUUGUUAUUAUUUAACAAGUUCAACAUAGACACCUGUUUUGCAUGUGUUUUAGCUAUGUUUAUGCAUACAUGAGGGCACCACAAUCUUGGCACUAUGGAUCCCUUUUUUUAAUAACAUUAGUUUCCCAAUGUUCCUAAUGGCCUUCACUGAUGAAUUUUAUUCUCUCUCCUCCCAGUGCAUCCAACAGUCCCAGGCCACGAGUCGCAGAACCACGGCCCUCACCGGACGAGCCACUCCCAGCGACAUGGGGGUAGCCUCACUGGUGUGGGGGGAGCUGGUCUGUCCAAGUGGUUUGGCUCAGAUGUGCUGCAGCAGCCCCUUCCUUCCAUGCCUGCUAAGGUCAUAAGUGUAGAUGAACUGGAGUUUAGGCCCUGAGGAGAGUUUCAUACAACCAGAAUGCUGGAUAAAGCAAUACUUUAUUUUCCCCCUCCCUUCUCCACCUCCCCAUUAAUGAAAAAUGUGAACUUUAAUUUUCUAAGACUAAGCACAGAUCCUGGAGAAUGAAGAGUCUGUGUCCAUGUUUUGUCUUAAACCUUGAAGUCACUGGUAGAGUAUUGAAGAGACCUACACUUAAAGGGAAAGACUACGAGUUCUAUAUAUUUUCUUUUUUUGCAACAUAUUUUGUUUUGGGGUCUUUGUUUUUGUACCUUUUUUUGCAGUAAAGAUGAAGUAAAUAAUUUCUAGGCCCAAAAUUGUACAGACUAGGAAUGGAUCUGAUUCUACCUGUACAUAAAUGAAUUUUUUUUCUUGAAGGUUGUAUCUUGCUGUUUAAGUGAGAACUGCCGCAGUCAGACAUAAUUGAGCCGCGAAGAGAGGGUAGCUGCGCUUCUUUGUGUCCUGGUAGUUUUAUUCCCCCCCACAUGGAUUUGAACUGCACUGAGAAAGGGGCGACUGCAAGUUCAAUACCUAUGUUUGAUUGUGCAGUUGCCCUGAGCGUUCCCCCUCAAACGAUGUCCUCCCUACGGCUGGGUCAGUUGGUGGCACUGCCUGCCAUCUGUCUGGAGAGGAGAGGUGGCUGGAGUGUUACAGGACGCCCCAGGGGGAACAGCAAGUGCUGGUUGUGCCUUUCUCUGUGACUCUCAAUCUUUCUGUGAUUCCUUACAUCCCAUCUGCUCGCUUGCCUCCUUUUCAACAGUAUUGGAGGAGAAGGUGUAAGGUCCCUCCCGUCGGACCUUUUUCUCCAAUGUUUUUUGAGGAGAAGGCGAAGGAUGCAAGGAAUUGAGGAAAGAUUUGAGCCCACAGCUUUUUUCUUUACCGCAUCCCCCCCUCCGCCAGUCACUGGAACAGAAGCACUUCUGAAUCACGUUAUCACAUUUGGGGGUGGGUGGUAGAGAUUCGGUUUAUGGUAAUGUGCUAUUAAGUUAUGAAAGCACAGAAUAAAUAAAAUGUUCAAUAAAAAAAUUAAUCAC